AUGGAGAAAAAAGGGCCAGGGACUCCCCCACCCAGAGAGGGGCAGCUGCAUCCCAUUCUGGUGCUGGCAACACCAAGCGCAGCCUUUGGCUCAGACUUCCAGUAUGGCUACAACAUGGCUGUGGUCAACACGCUGCACAAGGCCUUGAAGUCAUUUUGUAACAAAAUCUACUUCAAGCGACAUGGAACAUUCAGGGACGAGAAGGUUGUGGUGCUCCUGUUUUCUUGCACCGUAUCCGUGUUUCCUCUGGGCCGCGCGUUGGGGUCGCUGACAGUUGGCCUGCUGGCUGAUGGAGGCAUUAGAAGGGGGGCCCUGCUGAUCAACAGUGUCUUUACCACCGUCCCAGCCGUCCUGAUGGGGGUCAGCGAAAUGACCAAGCCUUUUGAGCUGAUCACCUUUUCUCGGUGGUGCUGGGAGUCUGUGACAGCCGAAGGCCCAAGCACAUGCUCGGGUCUGAAGGGCCUGAGGUGACAUGGCCCGCACCACUGGCCGAGGUUGGAGCAGAGGACGAGGGCCUUCCUGGCUCUGCCUGGCCCUUUUCUCUCUUGAGGCAUCCUCUUAUCUUUGUUCCCAGGCCCUUGCAAACCU
This is a messenger RNA of Equus caballus (horse), 588 nucleotides long. Its product is annotated as solute carrier family 2, facilitated glucose transporter member 7. Gene Ontology annotation, biological process: monosaccharide transmembrane transport. Gene Ontology annotation, molecular function: hexose transmembrane transporter activity. NCBI's taxonomy places the organism in Eukaryota, Metazoa, Chordata, Mammalia, Perissodactyla, Equidae. Gene Ontology annotation, cellular component: plasma membrane. The record is from RefSeq and is a predicted model, not a curated record.